AUGGAGACGGUGACUAGUGAGGAAUUAAGGCUUUACAAGAUCAGAUUAACUUAUUCAAUUAGAUGCUUGAAGUUUCUUUUGCAUCAAGGAUUGGCAUUUCGUGGGCAUGAUGAAACUGAAGAGUCUAGCAACAGAGGGAAUUUUCUUGAACUUUUGAAAUGGCUUGCAUCAAACAAUGAAGAGGUGGAUAAGUAUGUUUUAAAGAAUGCUCCAGGUAAUUGUACCUUGACUUGCCCAGAUAUACAGAAGCAAAUUAUUCAAUGCUGUGCCAUAGAAACUAGAAAUAAAAUUAUUGAAGAACUUGGUGAUGACCACUUUGCAAUUCUAGCUGAUGAGUCAAGUGAUGUAUCACACAAAGAACAACUAGCUGUUUGCUUGCGUUUUAUUGAUAAAUCGGCAAGACCUUGUGAACACUUUCUUGGAGUUGUGCAUGUGUCUGAUACUACUUCUUUAUCACUUAAGGAAGCAAUUCAGUCUUUACUUACUAGACAUCAUUUGACUCUAUCUCAAAUCCGUGGUCAAGGCUAUGAUGGGGCUAGUAACAUGAAAGGAGAGAUUAAAGGGUUGAAAACAUUGAUCAUGAAAGAGUCACCAUCAGCUUAUUAUAUUCAUUGUUUUGCACAUCAACUCCAGUUAGUUCUUGUUGCUGUUGCCAAGGGAAACAAUGAUUGUGUGUGGUUUUUUGAUCAAGUAUCUCUAUUGCUGAAUAUUGUUGGGGUUUCUAGUAAGCGUCAUGACAUGAUUCGAAAUAUUAAUCUCCAAAAUAUCUUGAAAGCAAUUGAAUGUGGUGAACUACAAACUGGAAAGGGGUUAAAUCAAGAGAAAGGUUUAGCUAGGCCUGGUGAGACUCGAUGGGGCUCUCAUUACAAAACGGUUCUCAAUAUUAUUUGUCUGUAUCCAACAAUCCGUGAUGUACUCAUAAGUCUUGGGGAAGAUAAUUCACAGAGGGGUGAUUGGCCGAAAAUACACAUUAUGGUUGGGGUGUUGGAGUCAUUUGACUUUGUCUUUAGUGCACACUUGAUGUUUACAAUUCUUGGAUACACAAAUGAGUUGUCAGAGUGUUUGCAAAGAAGAGACCAAGAUAUUAUCAAUGCAAUUUCACUUGUCACUGUGGCAAAGAAUAGAAUGCAGCAAUUGAGGGCUGAUGGGUGGACUGCAUUCCUCCAAAAAGUCACUUUGUUUUGCAAUAAAUUUGGCAUCCAUGUUCCUGCAAUGGAGGAUGUAUAUGUUCCUUAUGGAAGAUCAAGACGGUUUGUUCCAAACCAAACAAAUGAUGAUCAUUUUAGAAGAGAAGUAUAUAUUGGUGUUAUUGAUCAAAUUAGUCAAGAGCUUGAUACUCGAUUUGAUGAGGUUAAUAUGGAGUUGCUUUCUUGUAUGGCAGCAUUGAAUCCUUCCAACUUAUUUGCUUCAUUUGAUUCCAAUAAGCUACUUAGGCUUGCUGAAUUUUACCCUGAUGAUAUUCCAAGCAAUGCCUUUCAAAGACUUGAAAUGCAACUUGAUAACUAUAUUGAUGACUUGAGAAAAGAUGAUAGCUUCAAAGACCUAAAUAAUCUUGUUGACCUCUCGGUUAAGCUUGUAGAAACACAAAGGGACAAAGUUUAUGAUUUGAUAUAUUUGCUUCUCAAGUUGGUAUUGAUUCUACCGGUGGCAACGGCAAGUGUUGAAAGAGCAUUUUCAGCAAUGAACUCAGUGAAGAACAAGUCAAGAAAUAGACUGAGUGAUAGUGUUUUGGAUGCUAUCCUAUGCACCUAUAUUGAGCGAGAAGUUUUCUUGAAAGUGAAUGAAGAUGAUAUAUUGGAGACUUUUAUGGCCAUAAGAAAGCGUAGACCCGACAAGAAAUAGUAUUGUAACCUUAUUUGAAUUAUUAUUAUAAGCAUGUAGGUUUCAUUUGAUGCAA
Molecule: messenger RNA, 1897 nt
Organism: Panicum virgatum (switchgrass)
Lineage: Eukaryota; Viridiplantae; Streptophyta; Magnoliopsida; Poales; Poaceae
Product: zinc finger MYM-type protein 1-like
Exons: 2
Coding region: 1-1842 (613 amino acids)
Molecular function (GO): protein dimerization activity
Source: RefSeq, a predicted model, not a curated record